Molecule: messenger RNA, 585 nt
Organism: Juglans microcarpa x Juglans regia
Lineage: Eukaryota; Viridiplantae; Streptophyta; Magnoliopsida; Fagales; Juglandaceae
Product: phospholipase A1-IIdelta-like
Exons: 1
Coding region: 1-585 (194 amino acids)
Biological process (GO): lipid metabolic process
Molecular function (GO): glycerophospholipid phospholipase A1 activity
Source: RefSeq, a predicted model, not a curated record
AUGCAAAACUUCAAAUCUGGCCCAAAAUGCAUCACUUCAAGUAAAACCUUAGCAGUCUUGGGAGCUUUCGAUCUCGUGGAGAAUGGUGUUUCUGAAAAUAUUCCUGUUUCAGCCAUUGUUUUCGGGUGCCCGCAAGUAGGGAACAAAGCUUUCAACGAGAGGUUCAAGAAGUAUCCAAAUCUCAAUGUUUUGCAUGUAAAGAACACCAUUGACGUGAUCCCACAUUAUCCAGGGCAGAUGUUGGGGUACAGGCACACGGGGGUUGAUUUGGUUAUAGAUACAAGGAAGUCUCCAAGCUUGAAGGACUCGAAGAAUCCGUCAGAUUGGCAUAAUCUGGAGGCGAUGUUGCAUGUGGUGACUGGGUGGAAUGGGGAGAAGGAGAAGUUUGAGUUGAAGGUGAAUAGAAGCUUGGCUUUGGUGAAUAAGUCGAGUGAAUAUCUCAAGGAUGAAUACUUGAUUCCGGGAUCGUGGUGGGUGGAGAGGAACAAAGGGUUGGUGCGUGAUGAAAAUGGAGAAUGGGUUCUGGCUCAUCCAGACGAAGAUGACCUUCCGGUUCCCGAGUAUUAUUCAUCAAUUGAGUUGUAG